This is a messenger RNA of Salvia splendens (bonfire salvia), 2806 nucleotides long. RefSeq names its product GATA transcription factor 26. The record is from RefSeq and is a predicted model, not a curated record. Gene Ontology annotation, molecular function: zinc ion binding; sequence-specific DNA binding. The transcript is spliced from 8 exons. Bases 903 to 2516 code for a protein of 537 amino acids. Gene Ontology annotation, biological process: regulation of DNA-templated transcription. NCBI's taxonomy places the organism in Eukaryota, Viridiplantae, Streptophyta, Magnoliopsida, Lamiales, Lamiaceae.
UUUGACUAGGAAUUGUGUAACUUUGUGAAUUAAUAUGAGAGAUUAUUGGGGUUUUUGAUUGAGUUAGUUUAUUCAAAUGUUUUUUUAAAUGAAAUGAAUUGUCACUCAAUCAAUGAAUUAGUCUCCUUUGAUGUUCGGGUAGAGAAUGCAAUCAGUGAACAAUGAGUAAUAUGCUGAUAUGCAUUAUCCUUUUUUUUGGGUCUUUGUUGGUUUUCUUCCUGUGAGUUGCUUCUGCAAUCAGGGAAGAACGAGCAAUAUGUCGAUAUGUGACUUCGUAUCUUUAUAUCGUAGUAGUAUCUGCUGGGAUCAUAGUCCUUUCCUCUUGCUCUUCAGUUCAUUGCCACCUCCAAAACUCUUAAGCCAUUGUGUUAGAAGAAGGAAUUAAGCUGAUACUCAGCACAUUCGAAUGCAGUUACACGUGUUUUCGAUCAAAUUUGAUCAAUAACCACCAUUGUUUUCAAUCAAAUUUGAUCAAUGCUUAAUCACCAUUGUUUUCGAUCAAAUUUGAUCAAUGCUUUAACCUUGAUUGUUUACGCCAUUCUUCCACCAAUUGCAUUGAAGAUUUUAUAUCGCUGAAUGGAAAUUCCCAUUUGAACCGUCUAAACUUUUGUGAGUGGUCCUGCUUCUAAAGGGGAAAGAGGAAAACAGAAUUUUGAGCUAUGGAUUAGUUUUUGUGAAGCUUGUUAUGUGAUAAGAGAGUGAGCUUGUGCUAAUGCCAAAAUGGUUAUGAGAUCACGCAUUCUUUGAACUAAAACUAGAGAAGGAGAUGAUAUUGACUCUCUUGAGAUGCUUUUUAAACUCCAUCUGUCAUAAAAUUUUUAUAGAGUCAAUUUUUGUUUGCUUUAAGUUUUCUUGGGGAGAGUUCAUAGUCUCUUUUCAGAAUUCAUAUCUCAUCACGGGCAAUGUUUGAUAACAAAAUUUUAUGCUUAAACAGAUGCACCCCUCUUUGGCGUAAUGGGCCUCCUGAGAAGCCAGUACUCUGCAAUGCAUGUGGUUCGCGGUGGAGGACAAAGGGAACUCUGGCAAACUAUACACCUCUACACGCUAGGGCAGAACCUGAUGAGUUAGAGGAUUUGAGGUUGCCUAGGGUGAAAACUAUUUCUAUUAAGAACAAAGAGCUAAAGGUACUGAAGCGGAAACACAGUAUUGAGGUAGCUGAAUUUGUAGAGGUUCCUCCUGACCAUUACCAGGGUUUGCAAAAAGUUUAUGAUGAAGAUACAAGCAAUAGAUCAAGUUCUGGUUCUGCCAUAUCCAACUCAGAGAAAUACGCUCAAUAUGGCAUUGCUGAUACAAGUGAUUUGACAAGUCCCCCCCAACCCACUGCAUGGGAUUCAAUUGUUCCUUCCAGAAAGAGAACCUGUGUUGCAAGGCCAAAACCUUCUCCAGUUGAGGUUCUUACCAAAGAUCUGUAUACAUUAUGGUAUGAGCAACAGUCAUCAUGCUUGUCUGGAUCUUCAGAAGAAGACUUGCUUCUUGAGAGCGAUAAACCAAUGAUAUCUGUUGAGAUUGGACAUGGAAGUGUACUUAUUCGGCACCCAAGUUCAUUUAUUAGAGAAGAAGAGUCAGAAGCUAGCUCCCUUUCAGUUGAUAACAAGCAGUAUACCCUAACAUCACGGGAUAUGAGUUUUCGUGGUCGAGUUGAAGACACAGGUGCCUACUCAUCGAGUAAAGUUAAUGAGAAACUUAAGAAGAAUGCUUAUCCUGGGGUUGUACAGGAACAUAUGAGAAGAGACAAGGACCAGGUUGUAAAAUUACCGAUUCUUGCACAUAAUAAUUCUCCACUAUGUUACAUAAAUCUACAAGACAUUGUUAAUUUCGAAUUGUUUUCAACUCAUUUGACAAAUGAUGAACAAAAACAGUUGAUGAGCCUAUUACCUUCUGUCGAUGCUUCGGAUGCUCCAUACAGCCUUAAAAGCAUGUUCGAUAGCGCUGAGUUCAACCUGAAUCUAUCAUCCUUCCAAAAACUUAUUGCUGAGGGAGUUUUUGAUAACUCGUAUGGUGGGUUCAAUACGGAUGAUUGCAGAAUUUUGAAGAAACUUGUCUUAUGCGAUUUAGCUAAAUCAAAGUGGGUUGAACAACAUACAGCUUUUAAGGAUCUGAAGCGCAAAAAUACCAUCAACUCAGAAGUGACAGGAGGAUACAAUGGCUUUGAAAUUGUCAAUGCAGCUCACUUAGAACUAUCACGAGAGGGACAGCACAAAAAAACUACAGGAUCGAAAGUUAUGAUGAAGAGUCCCCGGAGAAUUCUGAUGAAGUCAAGCUAUGGUAAAAAAGAAAUCCUAGAUAGAGAUGAGUCUUUCGUGAGUGCUAAGAGUUUAUUUUCAAUCCAAAACGACAAUGGUUCCUCAGUGCUGGACACAUCCCACUUCGAAGGGGAGAACUCCGACCAGGACUUGCUGCUAGAUGUACCAUCCAAUGGCUCCUUUCCACAGGCAGAACUCCUCCCAAGUUCGAGUUUUGGCGCCAUGGCUAGCACUAGUAGCAGCUCAGCGUACCCGAAACUUAUCCACCCGUGAUGUUACUUGCAUACGUAUGUGCUACUUAUUUCGUAUACGAGGGGGGAGGGGUGGUUUCUAGACAUUGGUUUCAACCUGUGGUUGUGUUCUUCAUUUCUUUGCAAAGAAAUAGGAGUUUCUGUUCAAUUUGAGGUUGGAUGGAUGUAUACCUUGUUCCCCACAUGAGACAUGCUGUUGGAAUUGAAAAAGGGAUGGGUUUAUUUGCAUUUUGGAUUAUGUACAGACUAACAAAAGAUUGUGUUAUGUAGCACAAAAAAGGAAAAAGAAGAAUGGAGAAUAUAUUAUUCAUA